Molecule: messenger RNA, 206 nt
Organism: Diversispora eburnea
Lineage: Eukaryota; Fungi; Glomeromycota; Glomeromycetes; Diversisporales; Diversisporaceae
Source: the annotation of a GenBank genome assembly
GUCCCCAAAUUGGAACUGAUGAACAAACCCUUAAUCGUAAUAAAGAAAUAUUAACUGAAUUAGCGAAAACACCUUCAACCGCUACUCCUCACUUCCCUCCUAACUUAGUCAAUAACAUUACUUCUGCCGCCACGGCUUUUUUAGACUGUUUUGAAUUACUAAACCACCAAAAUCAAGCCAUUGGUCAAAGCCGGAAACUAUUUUGA